UGUUGCAAUUGAUGUAGAUAUGGCCUUUUUUGAACCCAAAAUGCGUAACAUCCUCGAACAAAAUUGCACAGCAGAUGAAGACUGUAAUUUUUUUGACUGUUUCUCUAGGUGUAAUACAAAGACGAAUAAAUGUACAGCAGAGCGUUCAAAUAGUAACCUACAGGUUAUUUGUGAUAAAAUUUUCCGUCCCUUAUUUAUCUCAAAGCUGAGUGAACUUAGGAUGUAUCACCCACUGCAAUCUCAGCUGCGUAAUGCAGUGCUGAGGUGUUCUGAGUUGUCCAUCCAUGGCGUUACAGACAAGAAAACGAUGGAGGUUACAUUCUUGGAGCUGUAUGAUUUGCUCAAGGCCUGGCAGAGAUAAAUGUGACAUUAUACCAUAAAUUGACUAUUAAGCAGGCGAAAGAACUGACCUUUGGAAUUGAACCUUGAGCCCUUGUGCAUUGUGAUGGAGUGAACAUUGUUCUGGAGAAGGACACGAACAUCAGAAGCAACUCCAGGUUCUUUUGAGUCCAAACAAACAUCAAACCCAACUGAGGAUCUCAAGUGACCUGAAUUGACCCAUUUCAGGUUACAUUUUAAUGCAGGUGUUUGUAUAAAUAGGGUUGGAGAUUACCAUGAACAGCUGAGACAUAUAUAUUUUACAACACACACUUCAGUCUUGAGGUCAAAGUGUAAACAGUUAAUACAUGACUUAUAGUAUUUUUCCUACAGAUUUUUUUUUAGAAAUUGAAGCAUUUUGAUUCACGUUGUUCAAAACAGCGAUAAUCUUUUACAAUAAAUAUAUUUCUUGAGG
Molecule: messenger RNA, 793 nt
Organism: Callorhinchus milii (elephant shark)
Lineage: Eukaryota; Metazoa; Chordata; Chondrichthyes; Chimaeriformes; Callorhinchidae
Product: divergent protein kinase domain 1C-like
Exons: 2
Coding region: 20-361 (113 amino acids)
Source: RefSeq, a predicted model, not a curated record